Molecule: messenger RNA, 1440 nt
Organism: Penicillium pulvis
Lineage: Eukaryota; Fungi; Ascomycota; Eurotiomycetes; Eurotiales; Aspergillaceae
Product: tRNA dimethylallyltransferase
Exons: 2
Coding region: 1-1440 (479 amino acids)
Biological process (GO): tRNA modification
Cellular component (GO): mitochondrion
Molecular function (GO): tRNA dimethylallyltransferase activity; ATP binding
Source: RefSeq, a predicted model, not a curated record
AUGCUCCGUGCUCUCCGAUCUUCUUUCUUUGGUCGAAGAGAAGCCAUGGAUCCUCUAAUAGCAGUUGUUGGCGCCACUGGCACGGGAAAAUCCAAGCUCGCCGUGGACUUGGCAUGUAGAUUCAAUGGCGAAAUCAUUAAUGGCGAUGCGAUGCAAAUGUACCGCGGCCUUCCGAUCAUUACGAACCAAAUUCCAAUUGACGAACGAUGCGGCAUUCCACAUCACCUGCUGAGCUGUGUUGACCUGGAGGCGGAGCCUUGGCGCAUCGCACAUUUCAAAAGAGAAGCCUUGCGCCUCAUUGACGAUAUCCGGUCACGCGGAAAAACCCCUGUCCUGGUCGGAGGUACCCAUUACUAUACACAGGCGGUGCUAUUUAAGGACCAGCUGGUCGGCGAGGGGAAGGACGAGGGGGAAUCAGAUGGCGAAGAGACGCCGAAGCCCUUGGAAGAAGUGAUCUCGACAUCAGAAAAAUGGCCAAUCCUUGAUGCAUCCCCUGAAGUUCUCAUGGAAAAACUGCGCGAGGUGGAUCCCGUUAUGGCAGCGAAGUGGCACCCGAGGGAUGGACGCAAGAUCCGGCGGUCCCUUGAGAUCUACCUCCAGACGGGGCGACCUGCAUCAGAAAUUUACGCGGAACAAAAAGAACUGAAGGCUCAGGCCAUGGCAAAGGGUGCAGGCACUCUACGCUCCAGCAACACCAUGAUUUUCUGGGUUCAUGCGGAAAAGGAAGUCCUUGAUGGGCGCCUUGAUUCGCGUGUCGAUACCAUGGUAGAGCAGGGAUUGAUGACUGAGGCUCAAACCAUGUGGGAGUAUCUCAAGAGCAAAGAAUCACAGGGGAUCGAGGUCGACCAGACGCGCGGUGUGUGGGUGUCUAUCGGAUUCAAAGAACUGGCAUCGUACUUUGCUGCCAUUGAACAAGCCGAGUCCAGUGAAGCGGAGCUCGAGAAGCUCAAACAUAGCUGUCUUGAAUUGAUCAGGAUCGCCACCCGUCAGUAUGGAACGUCUCAGGUGAAGUGGAUUCGCAACAAGUUAUGGCGGGCCCUCUCUGACGUGGGCAUGGCAGGCCGCCUGUACCUUCUCGACAGUAGCGAUGUCAGCAAAUGGAAAGAAAACAUCACAGGCCCAUCGGAAGAGCUCUUUGCGGCUAUGCUUCGCGGGGAGCCGACUCCUGAUCCCAAAUCGCUGUCUCAACUAGCGAAUCAAGUGUUCGGUGCCAAGGAGACAAAAGCGCUUACGGUGUCAACAGACAUGACAUGCUAUACCUGUGACCAGUGCCAAAAGACCAUGGCAGGGGAGGAGCAAUGGAAUAUCCACCUCAAGAGCAAAGCCCACAAGCGAGCCUUGAAAAAAGGGAACGGCCGUGAGGAGUAUCUUCGGAAACGACAAAUGGAAUCCCAGCAAGCAUUAUCAAAGGAUGAUAUCGCCUCUUCAUCUCUCUCUUGA